Messenger RNA from Anopheles coustani, 6867 nucleotides. RefSeq names its product ubiquitin carboxyl-terminal hydrolase 7 (gene Usp7). Gene Ontology annotation, cellular component: nucleus; cytosol. Gene Ontology annotation, biological process: protein deubiquitination; regulation of protein stability. The transcript has 4 exons. NCBI's taxonomy places the organism in Eukaryota, Metazoa, Arthropoda, Insecta, Diptera, Culicidae. The coding region runs from base 1397 to 4735 and encodes 1112 amino acids. The record is from RefSeq and is a predicted model, not a curated record. Gene Ontology annotation, molecular function: protein binding; cysteine-type deubiquitinase activity; cysteine-type endopeptidase activity.
CUGAGUUGUGCGCAAAUUUGUGAAAAGAAUAUCCGAAGCUGCUGUGUCGCGGAUCAAUUAUUAUCACAAUUUGCAACGAUUGCAGUGCCGGUUGGUCAUCCAACCUCUGUCCAGCAUUGCAAGCGGCGAAGAAAACAAUUCACAUCCAUUUGUGGAGCGUUUUCUUUUCCUUCUUUCUCGGCAAGGUAGUAGAAGAAAAUACGCACCAGUGAAUGUUCCGCUGCAAACGCGUGUGACGGAUUUGUAGGGACGUGGAAAACCUUCGGCGGCUUCAUCGAUUGCGGGCAGUAAAACGUAGCUAUAAAAGGACAGCGAAAAGAAAGAAGGUGCAAAAGUGUGAAGAGUGUGUGGCAAUUUUGUGUGUGUGUGUGUGGAAGGAAAACUUCAGUCCGCGUUUCCGAGUUGCAAAUUGUUCCGAGCAACCGUAUCCUCCGAAAAGGCAGCAAAAGCAAAGUGUGAUACGCCCAAUAGAUCAGCGACGACAACCAAAGCGACCAAUGUUGUGAAUUUCACAACGCAAACUUGGUGCCCCAGUGUCCCAUCGAACAAGCACUGUGCGACAAACCGAUCAAUCCCAAGCCGACGAAUGUUUGCCGUCUUCAUAACCGGACGCCCCAGAAGCAGCAGCGAUCGCCAAAGCGAAUCGGGAAGGAAGGAAAUAAGGAGAAAAUCAAAAAUCCUUCGCAAAGAUUGCAUAAUCUAAAGAGUUGCUUCCGACGCGAAAACACCACUGCCGGUGUCCGCUAUUUGAUAGUCCUCAAGAAGCCUCAUCCAAGUUAGCUCAUCGUACAAAUAAAGGAGCUACCCAGCCGCUUACGGGUGAAUAUUGGCCAAGACCGAUCGAGCGACACUGCGGAAGUGGCGAAAGAAAGGAUCCUCUCAAGGAUCGGUGGAAGAACAAAAACAACCGCCGGAGCAGCAGCAACAGCAAUCGCGAAAGUGGAUCGGAAGACGUGUCGGCUUUCGCUGGGGAAAAGAAACAACUAAACCUGCAGCGUCCGGAGACGUUGACGGAAAGUCCACCGGGGCUGCUGAGAUCGUAGAAUCGGCGGAGUGCACCGAACCAGAAAACCCUGUUGCUGCAUCCGUUGCAGCAAGGCAGAAGAAAGCAACCAGUGACAGUUCCCUCCGCAGCUCGCUCGUAGCGCCGAAGCGCCGCAAGGAAAGCAACAACAUCCCUGCCGGGGGUGGUGGUGGCGGUGAGGGGCGUGGCGUCGGCGUCGGCAUCGAAGAGCAAGAGUCGGAAGGAGGCGCAGGAGGACGUCGACGUGGUGGAGGUGGGGGCGUAGGCUUCCAGCUGCUGACUCGCUUUCUCACAGUUCUCGGUGGAAAACGUGCGCACCGAACGGCCGCUAAAACGGGGAAGGAAUUUCUUCCGACAGAGGGCUUGAACGCGAUGGACUACGACAAAACGGUCGAAGCGAUGGACACCCAGGACGACAAUGAAAUCGACCCGCCCAACAUUCAGAACCUCACGAAUACGGUUGCACCGCCGACGGCAGCCGCGAACGGUGGUGGCGGUGGUGUCGGAGGCAACGCGGACGGCGGCGGCGAAGCGAUGGCGCUCGACGAUCAGGAUUACAUGAACGACGAGGUGCGCUCGGAAGCAACGUUCAGUUUUCAGAUUACAAAGUUCAGCCGACUGACGGAGUCUGUUCUGUCACCGCCGUACUUUGUGCGCAAUCUGCCGUGGAAAAUACUGGCCAUGCCGCGCACGAACGAAAACGCGGUUGCCCCCGGCAAAGGGCUUGGUUUCUUCCUGCAGUGCAACGGCGAAAGCUCGAGCAACAACUGGAACUGCUCUGCAUCGGCGGAGUUGCGCUUGCUGAAGGUGGACUCGCACGCGGAACCGUUCAUAAGGCGCAUCAGACACACGUUCUGCAUGCAGGAAAACGAUUGGGGCUUCUCGUCGUUUAUGAACUGGCAGGAGAUUAUCGAUCCGGCGAAUGGGUACAUCGAGAACGAUACGAUCACACUGGAAGUGUACGUGAAUGCGGAGCCACCACGUGGAAUAUUCUGGGACUCGAAGAAACACACUGGCUACGUGGGAUUGAAGAACCAGGGUGCAACGUGCUACAUGAACUCGCUCUUGCAGACGCUGUACUUCACCAACCAGCUGCGGAAGGCCGUGUACAAGAUGCCAACGGAGGCGGACGAUGAUUGCAAGUCGGUCGCGCUCGCCCUGCAGCGAGUGUUCCACGAUUUACAGACGCAAAACAAACCGGUCGGUACGAAAAAGCUAACGAAGAGUUUCGGUUGGGAUGCGCUCGAUUCGUUUAUGCAGCACGACGUGCAGGAGUUCCUGCGCGUACUACUCGAUAAGUUGGAGAACAAAAUGAAGGGCACCAGUCUGGAGGGCACGAUCCCAAAGCUGUUCGAGGGCAAGAUGAUCUCGUACAUCAAGUGCCAGAACGUGGAUUACACAAGCCGCCGCACGGAGACGUUCUACGACAUCCAGCUCAAUAUCAAGGGCAAGAAGAAUAUCCAGGAGUCGUUCAAGGAUUACAUCGCGACGGAGAUCCUAGAUGACGAUAACAAAUACGACGCGGGAGAGCAUGGAUUGCAGAAGGCAGAAAAAGGCAUCCUGUUCAGUAAGUUCCCGCCCGUGCUGCACUUACACCUGAUGCGCUUCCAGUACGAUCCUAUCUCGGACAACUCGGUCAAGUUUAACGAUCGCUUUGAGUUCGACGAGAUGAUCAACCUGGACCCGUUCCUCGAGAAGCCGGAGGACACACCGGCCACCUAUAUCCUGCACGCGGUUCUGGUACACUCAGGUGAUAAUCACGGAGGUCACUAUGUUGUCUACAUCAAUCCGAAGAACGAUGGCAAGUGGUGCAAGUUCGACGACGACGUCGUGUGCCGCUGCAGUCGCAACGAGGCAAUCGAGCAGAAUUAUGGCGGUCACGACAACGAACUGAACCUGCGGCACAGCAGCAACGCUUACAUGUUGGUAUACGUGCGCGAGUCCGUUGUGCACCAGGUGCUGGAAGAGGUGAAGGAGAGCGACAUUCCCGAGGAACUCCUCGAGCGGCUGAACGAGCAGCGACGCAUCCAGCAAGUGCGCCGCAUCGAGCGCACCGAGGCGUCGAGCUUUGUCAACCUGAAUGUGCUGCUUUCCGACUAUAUGGAGGUCCAUCAGAAGUCCGAUCUGUUUGAUGCGACGACCGCCGCUUACCGUACUUUGAAGGUGCGUAAGACGCUCGACCUGGCAACGGUGGUGGUGCAGAUUGGGCGGGCAUUCAAGUUGGAGCCGGGCCAGUUUCGACUGUGGGAGGUGAAGAAACCAUCUAACCAGAAGCCCCACAAGUUCGAAUACAUCGAUCCGUCGUCGGCGGAGACAUGCAGCAAGUACGCGUCGCCCGAAACGAAACACUCAUGCACGAUCUUCCUCGAGCUGCCGUUGCCCGGCCGUAUCGAACUCGAACCGGUAAAGAUAACGUUCGAGGAUACGUUAAUGUUUUUCAAGUUCUACGAUCCGGUCGAGAAGCGACUCAACUACUGCGGCCACGGACUGUACAAGCCGACGACGACGGUGGCGGAGCUGGCACGCGACCUAUGCAAGCGAGCCUACUUCGAGCCGGACACCGAGCUGCAGCUGUACGAAGUGGUAGAUAUUAACAAGGCCCAAAAGAUCACCGAUCAGUUCCAGACGCUGCAAACGGCGCUCUCGCUCCUCGGCCAUGGCACCAUCAUCGUGUUCGAGAAGCUGCACCCACCGCAGGAGAACCUGGAGUUUCCGACUUGCGAGGCGUACUUCAAGGACCUGUUCUGUCGCAUGGAGGUCGUCUUUCUUGACACGCUCAUACCGAACGAUACCGGCUUCACGCUCGACCUGUCAUCCGAGUCGACGUACGAUCAGAUCGCGAAGGCAGUCGGACGCCGCAUCAACGUCAACCCGUACGAGAUUCAGUUUUUCAAGAGCAAAAACUACAGCGACUUACCCGGACAGCCGCUCUCCCAUAGCUUCGGUGGUUCCCUGCGGGAUGUGCUGCAGUAUACCAAAAACAAAACGGUACGCAAGCUGUUCUAUCAAAAGCUCUCGAUCAACAUCAACGAGUUGGAGAAUAAGAAGCAGUUCCGCUGCCUCUACCUGAUGCCGAACCUGAAGGAAGAGAAGGAACUCAUCCUGUACCCGAACAAAAACGGCACGGUGCGCGAUCUACUCGAGGAGGCACGCAAGGUGAUCGAAUUCGGUGAGGCGAGCACCAAGCAGCUGCGGAUUUCGGAGUUGUCCAAAAACCGUCUUUCCCCCGGCCCGGCCGACGAUACGCCACUCGACCAGCUGCACGAUUACACGGAGAACCCGUUCGUGCAGAAGUCCAGCAUCGGCAAUCAGAUCAUGUACCGCAUCGAGGAGGUGGCCGAGGAUGAGGUGGCGCUCGGUGAAAGCGAAAUGCUCGUCCCAGUAUUGCACUUCACCAAGGAUAUCUCGAGUGUGUUUGGCAUCCCGUUCUUCAUCCGCGCAGUGCAGGACGAGACGUACGCGUCACUUAAGGAGCGAAUGAAAAAGAAGCUUGCGGUAUCGGACAAGGAGUGGGAAAAGUACCGGCUAGCGAUCAUCACCGAGCACAUCGACUACAUCGACGACGAGAUGAUACAGAUCAAUCUGGAGAUGUUCCGGGGUGACCGGACUGAUCCGCAUUCACGCACCUUCCUAGGACUGGAGCACAUUAACAAAAACACUAAGCGCAGUCGGUUCAAUUACAUGGAGAAGGCGAUCAAAAUUUACAAUUAAUGCAACUAAUAGAAAGGCAUAGAGGAUGUGGCAAAAGUAUCCAAGAGCGAUUCAGCACCUCUCGUCAAACGACAGAGUGAAAUCCAGCAUGAACGGAACCGUGCCCUUUUACGGUAGAUUGAUUUUGUUCGAUUGUCCCUAGAUCGGCCAUUCUUUUCUCUACGUUACUCACGAACGGAGAUGUUUUUUACUCCAGCCAAGCUUACAUGAGCUUAAAACGUUUGUUGAGAAACAUCUACGUAGGAUUAUAAAAUUGAAGUGCAAGUUGAAAAUAUAAUUGUUUUUUUUUUAAUUUUUUUUUUUUUGUAUGAAAUUCUCGUCUCAACGUCCGUUGCGCGUUUAAGAAGGAUCUACUUUAAGCCAGACCUACAGAUAUGAGAGCGAUAACGAAGCGAUUCUUUUUGUUUAAUGUGCUGAAACUUGUUUUUGUGCGGAAAAUGUUUCUUUCCUCAAACUAUAAUAAUGUCGAACACCCGUUGACAUAUUGGCCAUUUUCGUUGGAAAUCGAGUGUUAGUCCUGGGAGGUGGUCGUGAAAGCUUUAUCGUCUAAACGUCUCAGUGUAUUAUGGUUAGAAGGUUACAUGUAUCAUCCUUUUAUUAUAUACAUUUAUUAUUAUCAUAAUGAUCGAGAAAAAUGUGUUUUCGAUUUGUUGCUUUUUAAUUUGUCUUUGUCUUCUACUUCUUGGCGUUACAAUCGUGUUGGUCAUGCCUGGCCGUUAAGGGCUUACGGGACUCUUUUCAGUGGAUGUGUACAUGGAUAGUUAAUCCUCGAAACCACGUCGUCAUGGUGGUGAGCUCCGGCGCUACCGCAAUUUAAUUUUAAUUUGUAAUUGCUCCCGAAUACUUUUUUUUUCUACGUGAGGUUUGUCUUGAAUGAAAAUAUAACCCACGAAAAGAAACGAUCACGAUCGGCAGAGUCGCAAAUCGUAGGAAAUAACAAAAAUGUUUGAUGUAUGAAUGCCAAAAUGUGCUCGGCAACUUGUUGAGCUCCGUCACAGUCAUACAACAUAAUUGUUCACCAAGCUACGAUUAAAAUUUUCAUAGCGGUGUGUUCAAGUGAAGCACAUUUUUCAAUCAUGAGAAAGCGCCCAUCGUGCAAGUACAACUUUUGAAACAGAAAUUGUCUUCGAUGGCUAGGGUUUCUGAAAAAUGUUCGAUAGACAAAAUAUGGUGGUAACGAAGACAGGCCGUGAAGUGGUCACCAAGUGUCGAAAAAUGGAUAGGUAGCAGUGCACAGGAAUAAAUAUGGUUUUCGUCUCACAAAAGAAUAUUUGGAGAUUAUUAUCAUAUUCAGCAGGCAAGGAGGGGUACAUGGAAAACCCCUUGCAAAUGUCAAACAAAAUUGCUGCAAUGUAUGCGCGCUGAACAAGGUAAUAUUAAUGUAAUGUACAGUGAUUUAAAAGAAAUCAAAGCAAGUGGCGCUCCAGACAGACUAGACUGAUCCUUAGCGCCUAUCCUUUCGAGCAUGUUGUGUUUAUUGUGAUUGAAUUGUAACAAACCCGAAAGAGGAUGCGUCACUAAACUAAGGAAAUGAUGAAAACGACAGGAAUUAUUCAAAAAGAUAAAUAUGCGCGUCACGAAACUAGCAGGUUUUUGUUCCCAAUACUCGGUUCCGGCACGAUUGUGGACUGUGGAAAAGGGAUAAUGUCUUCGAGUGGAACAUGCUUGAUUGCGGUGUUAGAUUGAAGAAAAACGUCGUAGCAUGAUUAAAAUUUAAUGUUAUAACAAAAAGAAAACUUUGUGGCCACCAAGACGGUUGAGAGUUUCAAUAGCAGUUGAGAAAACGUCUGACACGAGAGAUGAUUUCGAACGGCGCUCUGACAGAUUUGCAAAGUGUUUGAGCUAGAGAGAAAAACAGUGAGAGCUGAAGAAAAGAAGAAAACAAAACAAGAUUUGUAAGUGGAGAUAUAUAAAAAAGUAACAAAAAACAUCCAACAUUUACUGGCUGAAUGUCAGAAGUCACCAGCGAGAGAUUAAAGAAGUUAAGGAAAAGAAAUAAAACAAAACUUGAAAGUAAAGAUGAAAAAAAACUAAUAAAAGUUAUAAAAAUAUUCAUAAUUGUUUAAUUUUUUUAUAAGUAAAGUGAUGAGUUUCCAAAAAUCCCCCAAAUUUGUUAUUAUUAACUGCUGGUU